Messenger RNA from Knipowitschia caucasica, 3264 nucleotides. The record is from the annotation of a GenBank genome assembly. NCBI's taxonomy places the organism in Eukaryota, Metazoa, Chordata, Actinopteri, Gobiiformes, Gobiidae.
AUGUCUCUGGACGGUGGGUUCCUCACAGACGAUGAGUUCCUCUGCUCCAUCUGUCUGGACCUGUUCUCCAGCCCGGCCUCGACCCCCUGCGGACACAGCUUCUGCCUCCACUGCAUCAACACCUACUGGGACGGAGAGAGGGUGAGAGGGGGGGAGGGAGGGGGAGAGGGGGGAGGGAGGGGGAGAGGGGGGAGGGAGGCUGAGAGGGGGGGGAGGGAGGGGGAGAGGGGGGGAGGGAGGGCCCCUGCAUCCUCAGUCUCACAGAGAGAGGGGGGGAGAGGGGGGGAGAGGGGGAGAGCCCACUCUUUCCCACAGUCACUGCCACUACCUUUCACCCACCCUGGGAGCUACUCUGUGUACCAGUGUCCUCUGUGUAAGUGUCUCUCUCCCCUCUCUCCCCCCUCUCCCCCUCAGGUGUACCAGUGUCCUCUGUGUAAGUGUCUCUCUCCCCCUCUCUCCCCCUCUCCCCCUCAGGUGUACCAGUGUCCUCUGUGUAAGUGUCUCUCUCCCCCUCUCUCCCCCCUCUCCCCCUCAGGUCUACCAGUGUCCUCUGUUGUCUCUCUCCCCCUCUCUCCCCCCUCUCCCCCUCAGGUGUACCAGUGUCCUCUGUGUAAGUGUCUCUCUGCCCCUCUCUCCCCCCUCUCCCCUCAGGUGUACCAGUGUCCUCUGUGUAAGUGUCUCUCUCCCCCUCUCUCCCCUCUCUCCCCCUCAGGUGUACCAGUGUCCUCUGUUGUCUCUCUCCCCUCUCUCCCCCUCUCUCCCCCCUCUCCCCCUCAGGUGUACCAGUGUCCUCUGUGUAAGAAGGCGUUCCAGAGAAAGCCAGAGCUGCAGAUCAACCGCACGCUGCAGGAGAUCACGGAACACUUCAAAUCCAUGAAGGAGGAGAGCGCCCCGCGGCACCGGAGGAAAUCCUGCCACCACCGCCUGCUGCACAAGAAGACCUCCAAGACUGCACGGCCGGGCAGCCAGGAGAGCCUCCCUCUCGCCUCCUCCCUCCCUCUCGCCUCCUCCCUCCCUCUCGCCUCCUCCCUCCCGGACGCUCAGAGCUACCUGCAGAUCCCAGACAGGACCUCCCCCUCACUGCGAGGUUUCUCCUCCUCACGAUGUGGCUCCUCCCCCUCGCGACGUGGCUCCUCCCCCCUGGCCCUGGGCUCCUCCCCCUCGCAACGUGGCUCCUCCCCCCUGGCCCUGUGCUCCUCCCCAACCGCCCGUGGCUCCUCCCCCCUCGGCUGCUCUCCCCCCUCCAAGCCUCCCCCUCCCCCCCGGUUCAGACACACCUCCAGACAGCGGCGCUUCACUCUGAGUGGAGCAGGAGAAGUGAAGACCCGCCCUCUCUGCAGCUCCCACAGCCGCGCCCUCAUGACGGACCAGAUGUGCAUUUGUCCAGAGUGUGAGGAGCAGGAGCACCCAGACCAUGACGUCAUCAGCAUCGAAUCCCAAUGGAAGGAGACCACGGUACAGUUGUGUUCCUGGGAGAGAGAGGUUGCAGAGAUGAUCAGAGAACGAGUCGCAAAACUAUCCGAGAUCCGAGCCUCGACGUCCAAACUGCAGGCCGCGGUGCAGUGGCAGAGCGAGGCCGGCCUGUCCCUGAUGUCUGCACUGGUGGCCUGUGUGGAGCGUGCUCAGUCCCACCUCCUGGACACGCUGGAGGAGAAGCGGCUGACGUCCGAGCUCCAGGCCGAAUCCUCUACACGACAAUUACGACUGGAACUGGAACAACUGCAAACCAGACAGAGACAGAUCCACCACCUGCGGCACACGGAGGAUCCUGUGGAGGCCCUGAAGACGCUUCCCUCUCUCCCGGCCCCUCCCCUCUCGGACUGGAGCCAGCCCUGUGUGAGUCUGGACCUGGGUCUGGAACCAGUCUUCAAGUCUCUGUCACUGCAGCUGCAGGAGUACCAGGAGGAGCUACAGACCAUCGCAGAGAGAGACGGCAGAGGCUCAGAGCAGCAGUGUGUUAAAGUCUUGGACACAGAUGGUUCCGACGGUUUGGACUUCGCAGAGUCUCUGAUGAUCUGGGACAACGACAGGUUUUCCUUCGACGACUAUUUGGGUCACCUGGUGCUGGACCUAAACCACAUGGUCCGUCCGGUGAAGUCUGCCGGAGCCUGUGACCUGGACCAGCUGCAGCAGCCUCGAUCCAAACUGGUCUCUCUGUUCGAGCAGAAGACCAUGAAGGGCUGGUGGCCAUGUGUGUGCGAGAGAGAUGCAGACAAGACGCUAGCGGGUAAAGUGGAGAUGUCCCUGGAGCUGGUGUCUGAGCUGGAGCAGGAGGAGAGGCCUGCGGGAGUGGGACGAGACGAGCCCAACAUGAACCCCACGCUCCAGGAGCCAAGGCGGCCGGAGACCUCCUUCCUCUGGCUCUCGUCUCCGUACAAGACUCUGCGCUUCAUCGUGUGGAGGAGGUGGAAGGGCUUCAUCCUCCUCUUCCUCCUGCUCUUCCUCCUCUUCCUCUUCAUCGGAGUCUUCCUCUACGCCUUCCCAAUCAACCCUCCGCAGACUCAGACCCGCGGCCGCAGACUGGUCCCGGUUGGAUCCUCAGACGGGGCUGACAGGUCGUUAUUAAGCCCCGUGCGCGCGGGUGACGCACGGACGCACGAGGGACGCGCCGUAUUUAACCCCCGCAUUAACGCCGCUGUCAGAGCUCCCGGUGAUGGAGGUCUGAGCAGAGAAACCUCAGAGAAUGUUUACCUUUCCACAGAGACGUGUGUUCAGUUAAAGCUCAGACGCCUGUCCUUGAGCGGUGACUCUGGUGUUUCCGGUCUCGGUCUCUUCAGAGUGAGUCCUGCGUCAGAGUUCGAGCUGAAGUCAUCUUCACCCCCCCUGCCCCCACACAGAGGCCCCCCCUCCCCUGCCCCCACACAGAGGCCCCCCCCCUGCUGUUUCACGAGCCUCUGUCGCCGCCUCUCACUGGCUCUUGGCUCUGGUCCAGCGUCCAAUCACAGCCCUGUUCCAAUUAAAGACGCCAUAACCCGCCGCCUCAGAGCGGCGAGCCAGAACGCCACCGUUUACAGCCACAGAGCGGCGAGCCAGAACGCCACCGUUUACAGCCACAGAGCGGCGAGCCAGAACGCCACCGUUUACAGCCACAGAGCGGCGAGCCAGAACGCCACCGUUUACAGCCACAGAGCGGCGAGCCAGAACGCCACCGUUUACAGCCACAGAGCGGCGAGCCAGAACGCCACCGUUUACAGCUACAGAGCGGCGAGCCAGAACGCCACCGUUUACAGCUACAGAGCGGCGUCAUGUGACUCUGGGAGCUAG